CACAAACACACACAGGAAGACAUUUGUCCUAAUAAUCAAAAUUUUCGGUAGACUGUCACAAGGACCUCGACCAUGGAUGUCCUAUCCAUAAAUCAGCAGGUAUAUAUCCGUCGAUCCGAUGGCCGUGUUCAUCGGGCUCGGAUCGUGAAAUUGGAUGGCAGCACUAAGCCCCUGGUGACCGUGGAGUGGCGGGAGGGCGAGUUGACACGUGGCAAGGAGAUGGCUCUGGAUACAGUAAUAAGGCUCAAUCCGCAGAUCUAUGGAACGCGCUGUAGUAAUCGAGCUGAAGCAGCUUCAACCAAUGCUAUGGUUUCCAUAGCUCCGCGGCCGGCCAACACCAACAAUCCACAGCACUUUCCCCUAAACGUGAAUGGGUUUGUGGUGCCGCGACUUACGGCGGGUAGCACCGCCCUGUCAGCGGUGGUAACCGCCACACCGCGCCAGCCCAUCCCCCUUCCCCAGGACGACAUCGUGCAGGAGAUCGAGCGACUCCGGGUGCAGCGGGAACGACGGCGUCUGCUUAAUGCUCAGGCCCGAACGCAGCGUCAGUGGUGCAAGGACUCGUUUUCGGGCAAUCCCAAUUGGGAGGUGGCACGCAUGCUCCGACUGCAUCGCCUCCAAAUGGACAUCCAGGCGUCGGAGAGUUGUGGACGCAGUUCACCAAAGCAACACCAGAUAUUGGUGUGUGUGCGUAAACGUCCGUUGAAUCAGCGGGAGCAAAGUCUGUGCGAGCUGGACGUGGUCAGUGUGCCCCACAGGGAGCUGUUGGUGGUGCAUGAGCCGCGCAAGCAUGUGAAUCUGACCAAGUUCCUGGAGCACCACAACUUUCGAUUCGAUCACACCUUUGACGAGCACUGCACCAAUGCCCAGGUGUAUGAGCACACGGCCCGUCCACUCGUCCAACACAUCUUCGAGGGCGGCAUGGCCACCUGCUUUGCCUACGGCCAGACGGGCAGCGGCAAAACCCACACCAUGGGCGGAGAGUUCACGGGAAAGUUCCAGAAUUGCCGGGACGGCAUUUAUGCUCUGGCUGCCAGCGAUGUUUUUGCCAACCUCCUGCUGUCCAAAUAUGCUCACCUGGCUCUCACGGUCAGCUGCAGCUUCUUCGAGCUGUACGGCAGUCGGGUGUAUGAUCUCCUGGUGUCUGGUAAGCCGCAGUUGCGAGUCCUGGAGGAUGGCCAGCAGCAUGUGCAGGUGGUGGGACUGACGGAGAAGCCAGUGACCAGCACGGAUGAGGUACUUACACUUCUCGAGCUGGGCAACAGUGUACGCACCUCGGGUCAAACAUCCGCCAACUCCAAAUCCUCACGCUCCCAUGCAGUAUUCCAAAUUGUACUGCGCACUCCGGCCAAGAACCAGCUGCAUGGCAAGUUCUCGCUUAUUGACCUGGCGGGAAACGAGCGAGGGGCGGACAAUUGUUCCGCCAAUCGUCAGACGCGUCUGGAGGGAGCCGAAAUCAACAAGUCCUUGCUGGCCCUCAAGGAGUGCAUUCGGGCUCUGGGUCGGCAAUCGCCUCAUCUGCCAUUUCGAGGCUCCAAGUUGACUCAAGUGUUGCGGGAUUCGUUUAUUGGCGGCAAAAAGGUGAAAACCUGUAUGAUAGCCACCAUUUCACCGGGUCUGCGAUCUGUAGAGCACACACUCAACACUCUACGCUAUGCGGAUCGAGUCAAGGAGUUAACGCCUCAUCUACCAACCAAGGGCAAGAUGAAGCCAGUGCUUGAUAUUGACAGCCCGGUUAUUUCACAAACCAACUCGCUGCCUGAUAUUCCCAAUCAAGUGAACCAGUUGAACCGCGUCUCAUCCACCGCCUCGCUUCCCGAAGCCGAAACCCAUCCCAACGAUGUGUGCAGCAUCUGGAAUGCCUUCAGUACAGGCCAUGCUCUUCAGGAUGAUAAUCUGGCAUACUUCAACCAGGCAACCGACAACUACGUCCAGCCGAAGGAAAAGAGCACAUCAAAUAACUAGAAAUCGCUAGCAAAUUUCAGGCGAUAAAGCAACUGCCAUCAAACAACAAAAUUGCAUGGUCACUGCAGUUUUUAGCUCAUAAAUACUUAACCAAUUACACAAAAUAACUAAAUUUUGUAUUAAAAAAAUUCUUUAUGAAAAUAAUCAUUGUUUUGGAAAGACAAAUUUAAU
Drosophila innubila is the source of this 2136-nucleotide messenger RNA. RefSeq names its product kinesin-like protein Klp59C (gene Klp59C). The transcript has a single exon. Gene Ontology annotation, biological process: microtubule-based movement. NCBI's taxonomy places the organism in Eukaryota, Metazoa, Arthropoda, Insecta, Diptera, Drosophilidae. Gene Ontology annotation, molecular function: microtubule motor activity; ATP binding; microtubule binding. The record is from RefSeq and is a predicted model, not a curated record. The coding region runs from base 73 to 1965 and encodes 630 amino acids.